ACCUCCCGAUACAGGAAUUCCGUAAACUACUAUAUAAAUCAGUCGACAUUCAGCUGGACCUACAAGCCAAGAAUAUUACCAUUACAGAUUUCAUCAUGAAGCAGAUUUUGGCCUUAGCUUUCCUGGUGUGUGGCGCAUGCGCUCUUACCGUACAUGAGGCUAAACAAUUCCACAACAGUGGACAAUAUGGGGGAACCGUGGGAUACAAAGAUAACGGUGAUGGCACUGUUACUUUGACAUCGAACGGUCUCCCAGACCAUCCUUUUGAAAGGGUGAACCCCAACCAUCCAGAAACUCGCAGCGACGUGUACACUCUCCCCAAAAACCCUACGUUUGCUCACAGUACCGGAUGUUUGGCCAUGGGACCUAUCGGAAUGACGAUUACAGGUUCUAUGAUCUACGAUCCUCUGGAUGCUGAUGGAGAGAACGCCGUGGAGGGUUCCGGACGAGAACGGUUUGACCACUACGGAGGACAUACCGACAAUCACGGGAUAUACCAUUAUCAUAAGAUUCCGGGUACCUGGUUAUACACUGGCGAGGCUGACGAGCUUCUUGGAGUCGCAUUUGAUGGAUUCCCAAUCUAUGGGCCAAUGGCGUCGGACCUCGGGCGUGAGGUUACAAAUAAAGAACUUGAUGAAUGCCACGGCCGAAUGGUGAAUGGAAAGUACAGAUACCAUGCCAACACGGAGUUCCCUUACUACCUCGGCUGUUACAAGGGAAAUCCGACACACGCCAACCACGUCCGUACACAACACGGCAUCUGUACUAGCACUUCCUCUCUACCAGAGUAUGGUUACGUUUGCGCAUGCCCGAAAGGUAAUCACCCUCCACCCGCGGGAGCAUCCGGUAACCACCACCAUCACAUGGGAGGACUGUUUGGUAGAUAGGUUUGGAAAAUAUCAUACUGGACCGCUAGCGGAUGAAGAUUUCAUGUUUUGAGACCAGUUAGUAAUUAUUGAAUUCUUUGUUUGCGUAUGACUUCGUGGAGAAGCAGGUUCGCUAUUCUUACGAUUAUAAAAUCGAUAUCAAGGAAA
Molecule: messenger RNA, 1034 nt
Organism: Pecten maximus
Lineage: Eukaryota; Metazoa; Mollusca; Bivalvia; Pectinida; Pectinidae
Exons: 6
Coding region: 96-887 (263 amino acids)
Source: RefSeq, a predicted model, not a curated record